This is a messenger RNA of Cyprinus carpio (common carp), 1240 nucleotides long. Its product is annotated as bactericidal permeability-increasing protein-like. Bases 136 to 1128 code for a protein of 330 amino acids. The transcript is spliced from 12 exons. The record is from RefSeq and is a predicted model, not a curated record. Lineage: Eukaryota; Metazoa; Chordata; Actinopteri; Cypriniformes; Cyprinidae. Gene Ontology annotation, molecular function: lipid binding.
UGGAGAUGAAAUAAUGCCUUGAUCUCUUUGCUGUUCCACAGACGAAACAGAACGUUUGAACUGUUUGUGACUACACUUUCCAUUAGUGCCACUGUUGCAGUCAAAAGUGAUAGAAAUGGCCAUCCAAUACUCAACAUGAAUGAAGACAAUUGUUUACCAGAAAUUGGACGGUUUAAACCCCAGAUUGGAAAUAGGAGAUCGAUAAAUUGGAUUCUUAGAAAAAUUACUUCCCUCUUUAAUGGCUUUGUGCGCACACAUUUGAAGAAUCAGAUCUGCAACAAGUUGCAAACACUCCUUGCUGAUUUAAACACACAGCUGAAAACAUUAAAAGCCAAAGUAAGUGAAUAUGCUGAGAUUGACUACUCUCUGAGGUCUCCUGUCGUCUUUGAUAACAGCAUUGAGAUGGGAUUAAAGGGUGUAUUCUACAACACUCAACAGCGCGUAGAACCCCCCUCCUCUCCCCCAGCUUUCUCACUGGCUUCCCAGAACACCAACAUGUUCUACAUUGCAGUAUCUGCCUUCACCAUCAACUCAGCAUUCAUGGUGCUCCACAGAACUAAUGUGUUUAACAUCAGAAUCACUGAUGACAUGGUGCCUUCUGUUUCUCCAAUUCGUCUCAGCACCACAACAUUUGGAGCAUUCAUUCCUCAAAUUUCUGAAACACACCCUGAUCUGAAGUUGGAGCUAAAGGUAAAGACAGUGAAGGAGCCCAUCAUUAAAUUUGAACCAAAUCAUGUGAUUCUUCAGCUCCUGAGUACAGUGACAGCUUAUGAUGUCCAAUCUGGCAACACACCGACUCAACUCUUUGUCCUCAAUCUGGAAAGCGUUGCCAGUGUUCAAGUGUCUGUAGAAGAGGGUGAUCUGGCAUUCAAUUUAACCCUUGAGAAAAUUGAAGGGAGUAUGAACGGCAAACCAUUUAAGGUUGAAAAAACCCAUUUCCUGACCGUGAUCAUGCACAACAUUGUGUUUCCCAUUAUUAAAGCUCACUUAGCCAAAGGUUUACAACCUCCUGGUUUAUUAGGAUCCUAUAUUGGGAAGGUACACGUUGUAAAGCCUCAAGUUAAGGUUCUUAAUGAUUACGUGUUGAUUGGAACAGAUAUCGAGUUCGAAGAAAACACCUCAUCUUAGCACCACUGAGGGAAAAUAUUUUUGUAAAGGCGAUUUAAAGAUAAAUCAAAUGCAUUUACCUCUAAAAAAAAUCAUGUUUUGAAAUUUGCAUGAAUAAAUAAACAGGGCAAUA